GUGAUUAAAGUUUUUGAAUGUAUAUAUAUUAAAUAAGAAAGUAAAACAUAAACAUUGACUUUGGAUAUUAUAUUAAUAAUUUUGUGUGAAUAAGAAGAAAUUUAUAUUUCUUUCUAUUACAUGCAAAAUAUGGUAUACUUACAUUUUCCAUCAAAUUUAACAGAAGAAGAAUUGAUGUUGCAAGCGAAAUAUAAUAAACUUAAAAGAAAGAAAAAAGCACUACAAGAUUUGAAAGCUCCAAAACAAGAAACUGAACGUGUACCACAAACGCCAAAACGGCCUACAGAGGCUAGAGAUGCUAGGGAAGUUGCCAAAAAGUUGAUAAAAUCUGGAGUAAUUACAGCUCCAAAAACUCCCAAACGACCAGAACAAUCUUUUAAAAGACCGCGUGGAUUAGUAAGAAAAUUAAAUAGUACAGAAAAAACAGUAAGUUCUUAUCAACCAUUCUCAGCCACACAAAUGGAAGAAGAAGAACCAGAAACAGUAAGACCAAGAGUUAAAGAUUUAUAUGAUAGUUUUGUGAGUGCUCAAGAUACAGAAGAUCGAACUAGUAGAGAUGUACAAUCACCAUCUAAACAAGAAAUGAAGCCAAGAGCUGGAAAUACAAUAUUUGUAUGUGGUUACAAGAUAUCGGAAGAUUUUUUGAAGAAACAUUUUCAAACAUUUGGAAAUAUUAUAAAUAUUUCAAUGGAAGCAGAAAAAAAUCGUGGAUUUGUCACAUUUGAUAAAACAGAAGCUGCUGAAAGAGCAAUUAGUGAGAUGGAUGGUAGCAUGGUAUCUUCUAUUCAAUUAAAAGUAUCAUUAGCACGAAGACAACCUAUAAUAGAAUCUAUGACUGAUGCUACAUCUAGUUCUAUGUGGUCGCCGAUUGCAGCGAAUUAUUCUCAAAAAAGUGCACAUAAAGAUAGGAGAGAUUUAAAAGUGUACGAAGAAGAUCUUUUUAUGUGAAUAUAAUAUUUUUUAAUUUAUCUUAUGUUAUAUGUUGUUAUAAAAUUUUAACAGUCAGAGAAUUUUUAAAAAUAGAUUUGUACAUAGUAUAAUUAUACUUUAAUAUUUGCAAGAUAUCAAAAAAUAUUUUUUUCAAAUGUAUCUUAACUGUUAUAACUGAUAUUGCGCUGAUUAUUAUACAUACAUUCGUAUUUAGUUAAUACGAAUAUACGAAUAUAUGAAUAGGCAAACAAGAUAUAAAAACAUAUUAUUCUAUUUUAAUUUUUCUCAAUCACUUAUUAUUCUUUAUCAAUUGGUAAUUUUUAGAUGAUAUUUUGAAUUUGAUCUUUUCCUUUAAAAAAAAAGGAUUUUUAUCAAUAAAAAAAUAAUUAUAACAUUUGUGUUGAUAAUAGAUCUAUAAUUGAAAUAUAUAUAGAUGUAU
Molecule: messenger RNA, 1369 nt
Organism: Apis dorsata (giant honeybee)
Lineage: Eukaryota; Metazoa; Arthropoda; Insecta; Hymenoptera; Apidae
Gene: Nelf-E
Product: negative elongation factor E
Exons: 3
Coding region: 121-948 (275 amino acids)
Biological process (GO): negative regulation of transcription elongation by RNA polymerase II
Cellular component (GO): NELF complex
Molecular function (GO): RNA binding
Source: RefSeq, a predicted model, not a curated record